AUGUCUGCUUUUGAUCUGAUGAACCAGAGCACGCAGGUUACAGAGCUUGAGAUAGACUGUAUCGCUCCCUGGAUGAAACUGAGGGAUGAACAUUUUGUCUUUGCUGAUGGUAAAAGGAUGAACGAGAUCUACUGCCAGUCACCCUCUGCUUCCCACCGGAAAAUCUUUACCAAGAAGGUACAGAAUGAGUGGAGCAUCUGGGAGGAGAACAGAGCUCUCUGGGAGGAAAACCAAGUCCUUCAGACUGAGAACAAGAUGCUCCGGGAAGAAAACAAGGCUCUACAAUGCCUCCAGUCACAGAACAGAGCUAUCCAGGUUAUUUACCCUGAUGCCAUUCAGCAAAACCUGAAUUUCCAGAAGGAAAAUAAGCUGUUCCCAUUUUUCCGAGAGAGAAACAUAGGCCUUCAGGUUAGCCCAGGCAACAAAGAUCAUCAUGUGGUCCGGGAAAAGAAAAUAAUCUUAGAGGAUUCUGAGCAGAGGGAUAAAACAGUCCCCAUCAUCUCUGAAGAUGAACAAGACAUCACAGUCCAUGAAGAGAGCAAAGAUUCCAGCUCAGAUCUUCAGGAAGACACUGAUGCCAUCACAGCUGUGGAAGAAGGUAACCCUGGCCCAGCCCCUCAGGAGGAACAUGAAGCUAAAGACAGGAGCACCACUUCAACCCAGAAUAAGAUCAGGUUUGCCCCAAGCAUGCAGAACGAGUAUGAAAUCCUCCAGGCUCUCCAGUAUUUCUAUAAACUCCUCCACAUCUUCCUGAAAGUGAACUAUCUCCUUGGGGAGAAACAGGGCUGUCAGAUUCUCUAUGAUGUGAACAGACCCUUGCAAGAAGAUUAUGAUAAACUGAAGCUGCAGCUGAAUGCUGUGAAGAACACAGUGUCAGACAUUGUAGCUCAAAUGGAAAUGUUGGAAAAUGAGCUCAUUGCCAUCACUUCCACCUUGUAA
This is a messenger RNA of Mesitornis unicolor (brown roatelo), 939 nucleotides long. It is a transcript of the gene CBY2, whose product is annotated as spermatid associated. The coding region runs from base 1 to 939 and encodes 312 amino acids. NCBI's taxonomy places the organism in Eukaryota, Metazoa, Chordata, Aves, Mesitornithiformes, Mesitornithidae. The transcript has a single exon. The record is from RefSeq and is a predicted model, not a curated record.